Molecule: messenger RNA, 10782 nt
Organism: Peromyscus leucopus (white-footed mouse)
Lineage: Eukaryota; Metazoa; Chordata; Mammalia; Rodentia; Cricetidae
Gene: Gabra4
Product: gamma-aminobutyric acid type A receptor subunit alpha4
Exons: 9
Coding region: 480-1622 (380 amino acids)
Biological process (GO): chloride transport; regulation of postsynaptic membrane potential; gamma-aminobutyric acid signaling pathway
Cellular component (GO): synapse; GABA-A receptor complex; neuron projection
Molecular function (GO): transmitter-gated monoatomic ion channel activity involved in regulation of postsynaptic membrane potential; inhibitory extracellular ligand-gated monoatomic ion channel activity; GABA-A receptor activity
Source: RefSeq, a predicted model, not a curated record
GAAAGGAGCUUAUUUGUUUCCAGCCAAAACCCUGGUGAAAGGAAAGGGAUUAGGGAGGGAAGGCUGCCCGGUCCUGUGACAAGGGACCCACUUGGGGUUAUCUGAUCGCUGACCUGGAGCAGGGACCUAUGACCGUGGGUCGUGUCCCCUGAGUUACAGGUUGGAAAAAACUUGCCUAGCUUCGCGUGGCAGGAGCUCCCAAGUUCACGGGUGAGCAGGGCGUGCAGGAGCGACAAGGUGCGGCGCUGAGCCCAGGCUCCGCUCGAACUGGGCGAGGGAGGGGGCGGGCGCGCAGGUCCCGCCUCCCCUGGCCGCGUGCACACACACGCCCACCGCGGCUGGGCUGGCGGAGCGCGGGCGAGUGUGAGCGCGAGUGUGCGCACGCCGCGGGAGCCACUCUGCCCUCUCCUCGCACCCUGCACAGGGCAUCUCGAGAGCCUGGAAACGUGAACAGGCUUAAAGUAUGGCAUGUUGCGAAGAUGGUUUCUGUCCAGAAGGUACCCGCGAUCGCGCUGUGCUCCGGGGUCAGCCUUGCCCUCCUGCACUUCCUGUGCCUGGCGGCUUGUUUAAACGAAUCCCCAGGACAGAACUCAAAGGACGAGAAAUUGUGCCCGGAAAAUUUUACCCGUAUCCUGGACAGUUUGCUGGAUGGUUAUGACAACAGGCUGCGUCCUGGAUUUGGGGGUCCUGUUACAGAAGUGAAAACUGACAUAUAUGUCACCAGCUUUGGACCCGUUUCUGAUGUCGAAAUGGAAUAUACAAUGGAUGUGUUCUUCAGACAGACGUGGAUUGACAAAAGACUGAAAUAUGAUGGCCCCAUUGAAAUUUUGAGGUUGAACAAUAUGAUGGUCACCAAAGUUUGGACCCCUGAUACUUUCUUCAGGAAUGGAAAGAAAUCUGUCUCACAUAACAUGACAGCUCCCAAUAAGCUUUUUAGAAUUAUGAGAAAUGGCACUAUUUUAUACACAAUGAGACUCACCAUAAGUGCGGAGUGUCCCAUGAGACUAGUGGAUUUUCCUAUGGAUGGUCAUGCCUGCCCUUUGAAAUUUGGGAGUUAUGCAUAUCCCAAGAGUGAGAUGAUCUAUACCUGGACCAAGGGCCCCGAGAAGUCAGUGGAGGUGCCAAAGGAGUCUUCUAGCUUAGUUCAGUAUGAUCUAAUUGGGCAGACUGUAUCAAGUGAAACUAUCAAAUCUAUUACAGGUGAAUACAUUGUUAUGACAGUUUACUUCCACCUCAGACGGAAGAUGGGCUAUUUUAUGAUUCAGACAUAUAUCCCAUGCAUUAUGACAGUGAUCCUUUCUCAAGUUUCCUUCUGGAUAAAUAAGGAGUCUGUUCCAGCUAGAACUGUAUUUGGAAUAACCACAGUCCUCACGAUGACCACCCUAAGCAUCAGUGCCCGACAUUCAUUGCCCAAAGUAUCCUAUGCGACUGCCAUGGAUUGGUUCAUAGCCGUCUGCUUUGCUUUUGUAUUUUCGGCUCUUAUUGAGUUUGCCGCUGUCAACUAUUUCACCAACAUUCAAAUGCAGAAAGCCAAAAAGAAGGUAUCGAAGCCGCCUCCAGAAAUUCCAGCUGCUCCAGUGCAGAGAGAAAAUCAUCCAGAAGCCUCUCUCCAGCAGCUGUAAGGAUUGGCUGAAACUCAUCUGCUUGCUAAGGGAUUCAGAAACUUCUCUGCAGCCUUGUACACAUGCCCUGUGCUUAUGACAUAUCUAGGGAGCGAGAAGAAGAAGCAUGUUUGCAAAAUGAUGAAGAAUCAUACCAUAUCAGCCUUGCGGGAUGAUUUUUACAAUAAAACUGGUCAAAAUAUUCAUCAUGUGCUUUAUGUCUACUAUCACGAGUGCCUGUGCAAGGACCUCGAUCUUUCUGGCAAUUUACUUCAAAGUGCCCGCGUUCUAAAGACAGCAACACAGGACCGGUUGCAAACGGGAGUUCAGCUCCCCACUUGGCCUCAGUGACAAGUACAACUUCAUAGGUGGAGAAGACAUUAAAUGGGAAAUAAAUUGGGAGACAGAUAAAGAGGGAGGAGAGAGUACAGAAAUGCAGAGAAUGUGUUAAGAACAAACAUUUGUAACUUGUUCCUGAAAUGAAAUGUUCUUAGAAUCCACAGUUUGGAGUGUCAGUAGAGGUUCUAAUCCGGCAGCCAAGGUUUAUUCAAAGGUGUGUUCUAAAAUAUGCCAUCAAUUACUAUUUUGAAUAAUACUGGCUUGGCUUAAAACAUGUUUGAGCACCUCAUUUGUAACAGACCUUUGAGCUUAAUGAUAUUUAGUUCAAAGGUCCUCUGGGGGUUCACUAGCAGUUUGACCGUUAGUGGCUAGGUGGAGGCUUAUGGUGACUAUUUCUGUUCUUGGAAAAUUGAAAAGAUUUUAGCUUAAUGGAAUAUUCAUGGAAAAGCCAAUUGCUGGGAUGUAAGAGUGGCUAUAAGUAGCUCAAGUAUACCUUUGGAUAUUUUAAGAGGCACAAAACUUCUGCUUCUGCUCAUCAUUACCUUAAUUCUGCCCUUGACUCUAUCCUAAUAUGUGAGUUGGACACCAUCCUUGUGAUUUUGUUCUCCCAUAUUCUUACUGCUUCUUUUUAACAUACCCACUUUCUCAUGGAUGCAGACAAUUUUGUCUGAAAGAUAAAUAACUAUAGAAUCAAAUCCAAGGUGCUUUUAAACAAUGUCAUAUAUACAUUUUAAAAGUCAGGGUGGAGACAUAGCCUAUAGGUUAAAAGCAGGUACUGCUCUUACAGAGCAUCUCAGGUCAGUUCCUAGCAUCCACACCAGGCGGUUUACAAUUGCCUGUAACUCCAGAUCCAGGGGAUCUAUCCCCUCAUCUGGCUUCUUUGGGCAUCUGCACUCACAUGCACAUACAUAUACCCAUACACAUUAGUAUUUGAUUAUAUACUUUAGUCAUUUUCAUCAAAAAACAACGCAUUAAUGUAGACAUGCUAUAUCUUCUGAAAAACUAACCAGUGAUGUAAUAACAGUGGCUAAUACAAACUAAGCUUGUAAGUCAGGUCUUACAUGAUGUACUUUACAUGUGCUACAUAGUUGCAAGAUCACAAGAGCUAUUUUACAAAAGAAGAAACAGGUUUUUCAGCAACUAAGUUAUACCGUCAUGAUAAUGCAGAUCCAACAUGGUAAACCCAAUACUGAAAUUGCUUCAAAUGUGCUUUAGUGGAGACCUUGCUUUUUUAAAGUCUCUGUGUAGCAUUUAUUAAAUAUAUGCAUAAGAAUGUGGGCAUGUAUAUAUAUACAUAUAUGUACACAAAUAUUUUUAUAUAGAGAGAACAUGUACAUACAGAAAAAACAUAGAAACUGAUAGCCCAUGUUAAUCUUUUGUUUAUAAUUUUAAAAUGCUUAUCAUUAUUUGACACUUUUACAAUAUAUAUAAUGUGUUUUGAUAUUUUUUGCCUCCUUUUACCAUCUCUCAUCACCUUCCUACUUACACAGAACGUGUUCUUCUUUCCAACAAAUUCCUCUCCAUUUCAUGACUAUUUAAAAUUGUUUUGUCAUCAGGUAUUUGUGAUCCACUGAAGUAAAUGAGAGUUGCUUGCAAGGGCAUGGGUGGGGUUUUAUUUAGAGCAUGGCUAACUUAUCAGCACUGAGGAAACGAGAGCCCACCCUAACAACGGAGUGUUGAGGACAUCAUCUUGUGUGGGCCUUAUACAAGUAAUUACACAGCAGUGACUCCAUGCAUGCAACAGCCCUGUUUUGUUCAUACUUUUUAUGAAGACUUGAUUAAUUGCAUAGUAUUACAAAUUCUUCCUUGUGAUAAUAAAAGAAACUUUUAUAGAUAACCUAUCAGAUUAUUACUUCCAAUAAUUUAUAAAAUAUUUGCUAAUUUUAUCCAUGUUUCAUUAAAAAGAAAGUGAUUUCUUAAGAUUCAGUUACUCUGCCACAGUCUUCUAUUUGGUAGGUGGCAAGGUUGAGAUCAUGAGCUAUAGUCACCAGCUGGAUGUGUUGGAUAAAGGACACUGAGGAUGAGAGGGACAGUGUUGGCAUCACUUACUAGGAAAAUGAAGCACAUUUGAUGAACAAACUAAUUAGCUCAGAUUUCCACAGCAGAGCAUCACUUUACCACAACGGUCAUGAAAUUUUUCUCAAUUCAUUAAUCCAUACCUCUCCCCCCACCUACAUAUGCCUUCCAUCUACCUAAUUUAUUUUUCUCUUUAUUUUCAUUUCACUUUUCUGGUAUACUGUAUGUGUUUUUUUCAGUUUUAAAGUAUACAUAGAUUCUAGCAAAGCUGUUUGGAAAACCAAGGAAUUAUUUUCUCUGCUUAGAGUCUUAAAUAGAAAGGUGGCAUAAAAAAAGAUAUAUAAAUGAUCCAAGACAUACUUUGUGUGUCCUUAUGAGAAUCUCCACUUAAUACUCAUUCUUCAGAAUCAAGCACUAAUCUUAUUUCCCUUAUGGAAUUCAUUUCGAGUCAGCAGCUGAAUCUCAAAGAUAAGGUCUCAAAUGUCUUUAUCUAUAAAAUGGGGGCAAUAAAGGGGCCUACUAGAAAGGCAAAUACUGAGGCUCAUAUUACAUUAUGCAGGUAAACUAUACAACAUGGUGCUCAGCCUAGCAGACCAUACCAAUGAUCAGUUCCUCCUUAAAUUCCUCAAGCACUUACAAGUUUGAAGCAUGAAUGACCUCAUUUAUCACUUUAUAAUGUUCUGGGAAAGUUUGUUUCAGUUGGUUCCUAUGUGAUUGUUGUUUACAUUGGUAGAUGUAAACUCAUUUAUAAAAUAGAGUAUGAUUUCAUUGUAUUUUCCAGAGUAGUUGAUAGAUUUUAAAAGUUGUAGUUGUCUAUUGAUUGAACUAUAUGAAUCGGUGUUUCUAUGAAGAGAAACCAUUGGAUUCAUCACUGAUUUUGAACCUGUGUCUUUUAUAUGAAAUUCAUUUUGUUAGGAAUAAAUGUGAACAAAAGGCAGUGGUGAGUUUCAGCAUUGUUUUUGUAAGCUUCUAAGACGAUAGAAACAUAUUCUUCAUCUUCCUUUUGUCCUUCUUUGUUUUUUAAACAUUUAAUUUUUUUUAGAUUUACUUUCUUAUUAUUUUUAAAAUUGUGUGUAUUUGUGUGUGAAAAUAUGCGUGUAACUGAAGGUGAUGGCAGAGGUUGGAGGUGGCUGCUCCUACUGGACCUGUAGUUAUGGAUGAUUGUGAGCUGCCUGUCCUUGGUGCUGGGAUCCCAACUUGUGUACUCUUGCAAGAGUAGUACGUAUCUAAACUUAUGAGUUAUCUCCUUAUUCCUUUCCUUAUGACCACCCAUAAUGAUUGUACAUAUUUGUGUACCAUACCACAACACUCUAGUUCAUGUUUAUACUGUGUAAUGAUAAAAUCUGAGGCACAUUUAUCAGCACUUGGGGUUAGCCAAUGAAUGGCAAUAUAGUACUGAAAAGGACACUUACAAAAGAAACCAAAGAAAUCACAUUCAUACACAGCCAUUCAGGACAAGAAAAGGAAUAGCCAAGUGACUUUUGAUCAUUUUAGUCAUUUCACUUUCACAGAUAUCAGAGUCUGUGAUGUGCUAAAUGCAGUGAUUUUCUGGUGGUUGGUAAUAUGCAAGCUUCAUUCCAUUCCUAAAUGGUGCAGAAAUGGGUCAGUUUCAAAUUUUAACUUCAAUCAUCUUCAAAGAAAAGCUGUUUAAAAGCCCCUCUUAGAAAUGAUGUUCUUUAAAUAGUUUAGACUUAAUGCCACAAAAUAGUGCACCUAUUUUUUCUUUUUGUUCUUGCUCCUUUCAUAUCUUAACUUCUUUUAAAAUCUCCUACCUUGGCAGCUUGAAAAAGGACCUAGAUUAGUGCUGUCAUUUCAUCUGACAUUUAGGCAUGUUUGUGACAAGAGUUUAAUGACAUUCUUUAAGUCUUAUUUAGUUAAGUACUUCCCCAAACUCAUAGCAUAUUAAGUACAAAAUGUUCUGUAGUUGGCAAUAUUCUUCAGGUCAUGAGUGAUUGUUUAAUUUGACAUGCAUUAAACUCGGUGAUUGAUAUAGCAAGAAAACCAGAAUUAUGUUUCAUGUUUUGCCCUAUUUUCUGUGUUAAUUUUGUUAUGUUUUCAUAUGCAGACAUGGUUCCCUAAUGUAUGAGAAUCUUAGUUAAUGAGUUACAAGCAUAUAUCAGGCACCUAUUACAGUCAGUCAUUGAGGACUCAAAGACUAAAAUCCACAGUGUUAGUCCAGUAAGAGUCAAAAAAAGAGUCAUGCUGUUCAUCUUGAGAAUGACUUAUAAUUAAUUUACAAUAAAUCAAGAACACUGAUAGUAGUGUAAACUUACUCUCAGAUUUUUACUAUUACCCUAGAACUGCAGAAAUACUGGAGAAAUACUUGCAGAAGUUCUAUAUUCAAUUACAUAAUGGGGACCUGUUAUAACUGUGUAUGUAUGUUUAUAGAGCAAAUAUUCAGCAAGGCUAUGUUGGGAAUGUGUUUCUUUUCCCUCCAUAGGUAUGAAGAUACUGAGGAGGCUAGAUAUUGGAUAGUUAAUUUAGAAUGAAAAUUGCCAAGAUAUUGUGGAAAGGCAGAAAAGGUAAUGAAGAAUUAUAUCAGAGAAAGUUAAACUGAGACAUCAACUUAAUCCUUGAACAGCAAAAAGUCGUGAAGUAAGGGAUAGCAUCCAGAUGAUGAUGGGGAGAAAGUAGUCAGUCUUUGCAGCUUAUUGAAACAAUAUUUGGUAAUUGUUGGUAAAGUCAAAUAGAGAGAAAAGUACCAACAUGAGCAUGCUAACUGAAAAUAGGCUAUUUCCUUCUUCAGAGAUGAAUAUACCAUAAAUGUAACAGUGCAGGAGGAAGCUGAAUAUUGUAGCUAGUGUUUAAGGAAGAAGUAAGGGAAUGGGCCAUUGUAGCACAGUGAGCAGUGUGUGUGUGUGUGUGUGUGUGUGUGUGUGUGUGUGUGUGUGUGUGUGUGAUAUAGGUAUAAAUAUAGAUGAUUUAGUUUAACAGCAAAUUUGUCUAUUUCUUUCAUAUACUUUUUUUUACAGAUAACAUGAUAAAUAAAGUAGUGAAGUGUGUUAACUAUACAAUUUGAGAAAGCAUCAUUAGCACCAUGAUGGUGGCAAUUAUCAAUGUCUUUCAAAAAAAGUUUGAUUUUAUGUGUAUGAUUCUUUUGCCUACAUUUAUAUUUGUGUACCACAUGUGUGCCUGGUGCCUGAGGAGGUCAGAAGAAGGUAUUAGAUCCCCUGGAACUAGAGUUACAUAUAGGUUGUGCACCAUUGUGUGGGUGAUGGGACUAAACAUGGGUCCUCUGUAAUAGAAGCAAGUGUUUUUACCGUGGGGUUAUCUCUACAGCCCCAUGAUCAAUUUCUUAGUUUGCUUGCUAUAUGUAACUUAUUUUGUGAGUGGCCAUACGUAUGGUGUGUCUCAUCUUGGCAACAAACUGUAAGAUGAGCUGUGUGAUUAUACAUAUAACUUGAUGGCUGACCAAGGAGGUCCUUCAUAAGCCAUUUUGGUAACUGUGUAGAAUAUAUGUGUAAUAAAUGGUUGGCUUGGAUUUGAGCCCUGUCUCUUUGCAUCAGAAAGCUACCUAGGAAUAACCAAAGAAGAUGGCACUUUGUCUCUGCUUCAAGUUCUCCAGUGUUGGUUUGAGCACAUAACCCAGUACUUAGAUUUCUAUUUCUCUGUUAUUUGUGAAGGUAAGCUAGAAUAUAUCUCAAUCUGUUAUAAUUAAGAUGUCUGGGUCACUGCAUGCUCAUCCAAUCUCUGAAUCAAUGCACUAUCUUCUCUGUUCUUUAACAUGGAUGUAGUUUAUUACAUAUAACAUGCCAAGACCUGAUUAAGCAGAGGUUAGUUUUUCUGGGAUCACUGAGUCAGGUAUAAUUAAAUAUUCAGGUUAUUUUAUAUUCACCCAUAUGUAAAGAAUUCAUGUUGCUCCACCAGCAAUAAAAACAUCAUUUAUAUUGUACUUUCCAUGUGCCAUAGAGUAUUUUAAACAUUAUAUAUAUUCUCAUAUAAUCUUCACAAAAAUCCUUUUUAUAGAUGAGGAAAUUGAAGCACCAACAGGUCUAAGUGAUUUGCCCAAAGUCACACAGCUGCUAUGUAACAGAGCCAAGAUUUAAAGCCAGAUACACUGCAUCCAAAUAUAUGUUCAGAAACUAGUACAGAUUUCUGCCCUUCAGUUAUAACCCCAAUGAAGGCCUCCAUCCUGCCUUCUUCUCUCACAUACCCUAGCCCACCUCAUUUCUGAUUUUAUGUGACUGUUAUCUCAAUGUUCACAUAAUUAAAAAUUUAAAUCUUCUGUUGAAAUUCUGUCCCACUUAUAAACAAGAUAUUGCUUAACUUCAAGUUUAGCAAAAUCACAGAAAAGUAAUGCACUUUCCAAAACUCUAGCAUGGCAUAAAAUAUGUUUGUCAAGCCCAAAGUCCUCACUUAAUCAGAGAGUAGAUUAUGUAACCCACAAUUUGCUGUCAUUUUUGAAAUUUUAAACAUUAAAAAACAAACUCAAGCAAGUAUUCUUCUGAACUUUGACUUGAAAUAAACUAUUUAUAUGCAUCUAUGUAUCCAAUAAGUAAUAUUUAUUUCUAACAUAUGAUCAAGGGAAUGUUGGGGGAAAUACUUAAAGAACUACUUUGCCCUUGCAGAAUAUAUGCUAUAUUGGGCGAGAGAAUAUAGGAAUAUACAGAUAAUGGGGAAGUAUUUAUUAUAUAGAGAGCAAAGGACACCGUGAGACGUACACUGAACUUUAGGGCAUAGUGGCUGGCUGUCAUGAGAAUUUAGGUGGUGAGUCUUGCAUUAUGCUGGUACUCAGUAGAUUAAAAAAAGAAUAGCACAGAAGCAAGCCAGCUCAUGGCUGUAUAUAUCAUUAGUUGGCUUAUGAUAUUCACCGAGUAGAAGGAGGAUUGUUUUAGAAUUGUGAUGUAAUUUAUAAACUAUUAGCAUGUUGCUAGGAUUUUCUCAAUUUGCUCUAUUACUUUUUGAAUAACUGUAGCACAGUUACUGACUGUAGCAUUGUACUGAGUUACUGAGUUAUAUCAGGAGCUCAAGAAAUACCUCGUGAUUGAAUUCAUUACUUACAUAAUGAAAGUAUAAAACCUAUGAAUGUCAGUGUAUGAAAGAACCACACUCUCAUUGGAAAAUCUGUAUUAUUAACAUAAAUUAAUUUUUAUUUGACCUUUCCCCGCCUAUGUCAACAAUAGGAGUGGGCCAACCCAUUUUUAUAGGAUAGAAAAAGAAACAGCUUCAAAGUACACAAUGCUUGAAACAAACUUUUCUCAGUGUUUUGGUCUAUUUUGCAGCAAGUUCCAGUCUGUAAGCUACUGAGUAAAAUUAUUCAUUCCUUCUGGUUUAUUUGACUAAGCUGCCAAUUUUCUCCUUGCUAUUUUGAGGAGAUAAUUUUCCCACAACAUAAUAUACAUCUCUGAAUUUCCAGCUUUUUGCUCAGCCUCAGAUGAUUUAGCAGUUUCAAGAGGCAUCAGUUUGGGUAUGACUUAUUUCAUUUCACUUAAAUGAAUUAGAGCAUAUUAUGUAAGAAAAAUAUCUAUUGUAAAAGACAAUUAUUAUGUAUUUUUGGUCAGUUUCCCAAUAGUUUUAAGAAGGCAGAACUUUCCAUUUAACUUGUGUAUGAGAUGCUUACUUAAUAUUUUCUUGUAGCUGAUUCCAUAAGAUAUUUGCCCCACCCUGUUUUCUUUCUGGACUAGUACAUGAUAGAGUUCCUCAAAGUGCCAUUUAUCAUCCUUUUUAGUGAUCUUGAAUGCCCACUUCUCACAUUUGUCCACAUUUACAAUUUCUUUUUGUCCAGUUCUUUGAUGCUUGAGAAUUAACAUUUACAAAUUGUCAAAAGAUUGUGGGGACUCUGUGUGUACAAAGAGCAGAAAGCCAAUGUUUGUUUUAUAUACAAAAUAGGUAUGUUAUUAUCUUUAGUUUAAAAACUGAGAGUCCAUGUGAAUAAAUGUGGCUAGUCAGUUGAAUAUAUUUUUAAAAUACUAUUACCAUUAAGACUAAUAUGUGGCAUAGAGCUUGACACUUCAAUAUUUGUUGACUAAGUCAAUGAAUGGAAAAUAUGAAUGAAUCAACUCUAUUCUCUUCAAUACUAACAGUAACAGAAAUCUUAGGUCAAAACAGUAUCACAGAAGAUUCUAAUUAAGCCUAUUCAAACAUUGUUGUUUUGAGACCUAUCUAAAGAUUUGUAAUAACUGAAGGAAAUUUAGAUGACUUUUUUUUAACAUUAGUCUACCUGGUUUCUUUGAACUCUCUCACAUGAGGCAAGUGCUGUCCUUGCCCUCCCGUUGCAUAUAACUUUGAGCUUUGAUUUGAUUGCAUGGGUUAUCUCUAACCAGAAUGGUUCUGGCUAGGAGAACAGUGAGAGUCACUCUGAAUUAUUCCAGUCAAGUUAUCCCUAGAACACACAGACAUGCUCUCUGGAAUGUAUGAAGAAAGGACUUGGUCAUCUUCUAAGACCUGAUUGAGAAUGUCUGUGAUAUGGCCAUCCUACUUGGAAGGUGGCCAAUGGAGGCCUUUGUGGACCUUGAAUGCUCUUUUCUGGAAUUGUAAGCAGGGACCUGGCAACCACUGAGUAACCUGAAAAUUACUUUCUUUAAGGAGGUCUGUAACUAAAGAGUGGGGAGGGCAGUGCAGGGGUGUGUGUGAGUGUACAGCAACAGUUGUGCAAUUGACCUUCGGUGAUUGAUUCUUCCAUGAAAACGUGAGUUCAUGGGAUUUUUUUCUGAGAAAAAUCUGAGUUUAUAGGUGGAAACUAUAUUGAAAUGUCAUGCUUCGCUGGUCAAUUGGUUAAAAAAAAUAGGUGGGAAAUAGUCAUUUGUAGUAAAGAGGCAGACAUAACUGACAGUUAUUUUUUCCAGAUGCCUAAUUGUGACAGCAAACUAAUUAUUUAAUAAAAAAA